This is a messenger RNA of Anopheles marshallii, 3207 nucleotides long. It is a transcript of the gene Caf1-180, whose product is annotated as chromatin assembly factor 1 subunit A. Lineage: Eukaryota; Metazoa; Arthropoda; Insecta; Diptera; Culicidae. Gene Ontology annotation, cellular component: CAF-1 complex; nucleus. The coding region runs from base 1 to 3207 and encodes 1068 amino acids. The record is from RefSeq and is a predicted model, not a curated record. Gene Ontology annotation, biological process: nucleosome assembly. The transcript has 3 exons.
AUGGAAGUUACAAUUCCCGUAGUGACGAAAGAUGGUUCCAAAACUUCCCCAGCAGCAAAUGUUCGAAAAAUGAAGCAAAGCCGGUUGCCUUUUCAAUUUUUGUCAACACCCCCCAAACCCCCCGUGGAGUCGAACGAAGCCGCACGCAAAAGGAAACCGUCGACGGAAACGUUGGAUGUGGAACAUGUAGCAAAGGCUGGACGUAUUGCAGAUGUACAAGAGCAUGUUACAACACAGAUUGUGGAAGAAGAAAAUCGUAAACCAGUAGGUGAUAAUGCGGACAAAACUGCUAAUGAACAAGAUAAUGCAUCAGGAUCAGCAACGAACCACAGUGGUAGAUCACUGUCUGCAAAAAAAUCCAAGAAAAAAUCGAAGAGAAACGAUUCGCCAAAAAUUUUGAUUAAACUCCCCAUAGGAAAACGAAAACACAGCUCCACUGAUGAAAGUAAGAAGUUGAAAAAGAAGGCAAUUGGUGGAGGGAAGUUGAACUUCAGCACUGAUCUGAAUGAAUCGAUAAUUUUGGAUGACACGGAUCUAUCGGACGAUGGUACGGGUGAAACAGGAAAGGAUAGUUCUAUGAGUGCUAAGGGAGAGAAGGAGACUCAGUCAAUAAAUGAUCAAGAAUGUGAAGUUGAAGGUAACAAAGAGCAGAAUUCUUGUUCGACGGGAGAAAACAGAGAACAAUUAGAUGAAUCAAAUGCUGAAAAUAAGACUGUCACAUCAUUAGAACUGUUGGACAACGCAGAAUGUAGCACGAACGAGAAUGUUUUCCCAUCAGAGCCAGUUGUCGAAGUGGAAGCCGAAACUAAACUACCCGAUCAGUCCGACAGUAUAGCGGUUGACAUAACUUCCGACGCUGAUUCAAACGAGGACAUUUACUUGCUUUGUACUCCAACCUCUAAGAUCGUUCCGAACGAGGAUGAGAAAAAGGUGCGAAAGCUGACGCCUAAACAAAUCGCUCAACGUCAGGAUCAUGAAAAGCGACGUGCACUGAAGGAACAAGAGAAGCUGGAGAAGCGCCGACAACUACAGGAGGAAAGGGAAGAAAAAGCUCGCGAAAAAGAGGAACAGGAGCGACUGCGUAAGAAAGAGCGCGAAGAAAAGGAAGAUCAAAGGCGACGAGAACGGGAAGAAAAAGAGCUCAUGAAACGUAAGGAUCGCGAAGAAAAGGAAGAACAAAAGCGCAAAGAGCGCGAGGAGAAAGAAGAUCAGAAACGAAAAGAACGCGAAGAAAAGGAGAAAAAACGGCAGGCAGAAAUUGAUCAGAAAAAUGAAGAAAAGCGUUUGAAAGAUGAGGAACGUCGUAAGAAAGAGGAACAAAGAGAGGAGGAAAGAAAACGCAAAGAAGAAGAGAAAGAGGCCGAGGAAAAGCGAAAACAAAAGGUGGCUCAAGCUUUCACAAGCUUUUUCGUAAAGAAACCGAUCAAUGGAGGCGGUGUGAAAGCAUCUGAUGAUGAAAAUUCCGUCGAGUCGACUUUGGGAGGAACAGCGGUGACCGGCACAUGUUUGGGUCAGCAACGAUUCAUGCCGUUUUGUGUUAAAGGAGACAUGAGAUUAGCUCCCACUGUACGAAGAGUCCUAAAUUCGAAUCAGAGGGAUGCCUUGGAACGAAUGUUAAAGUCUGCAGACAACGAAAAGCAAGCAACUGAUCGUACCGAUCUUUAUGUUGAAUUGCUAAGAAGAAAGUCCCACAAUCCGAUAAAAGCCGAACGUACUUGGAAUGCAGAAGAUGAGGAGGAAAAUGAUGAAAUUAUGAUCGUUGACGAAGACGUGUGCCACCAGAUUGAGGUUGAUCCGGGAAAGAUGAAGCAAAAGUUUAAAACUAAAUUCUUUCUGUUCGAGGAAAAUCGUCGUCCUCCUUACAGAGGAACUUGGCGUAAACGGAGUGCUUGUAUUAAAGCACGUCGUCCCUUUGUUCAAGACACUAAAUUUUUCGACUAUGAAGUGGAUUCUGACGACGAAUGGGAAGAAGAAGAGCCCGGCGAAUCACUGCACGGCAGCGAUGACGAAAAAGAUGUCGACCCGGAAGAAGACUAUGAAGUUGAUAACGAAUUCUUCGUACCGCAUGGGCAUCUAAGCGACGAAGAACUGCACGCCGAAGAGGAAGGUGAAAACGACGAUAACAGUCCAGAGACGCAGAAAUUUAAGCUGAAAAUUAUGCAACAAGAGUUUGUAGCCGAGAUGAAAAAGAAAACGGAAAAAAUCAAACCCAGACUCAUCGGGUGUAUCUGGGAAAAGGAGAUCGAGGAUACAAACCGGUCCAUUGAGUGUUCGGCACUGAUUCGGAAAAUGUUAGACGAUCGUGCAAUGCUGUUUAAUCCGGAUGAACCGAUCUCGUUCACUCGAUCGUUUCCCAAGGUAAAUGGAUUCAUCGAACAGGAUGCAGACUCUAUUUCACCAAGCAAAGACAAUGAAAAAACAAGCGUGAAGAAGGUUAAAAUCACGGACGAUGCCAUUCGUGAUUUGGCUCGUUUGGUGCAUGGAAAUGUAAACAAUCGUAACUUUUUGGUACGUGAGUUUAAUGCAUUUUGGACAAGCCGCAACGAUUCCGUAGAGUUCAGCUUGGAAAGUAUAAAGAUAAAAAUUAAAGAAAUUGCCCAAUGGGGUCCAUGCAGUGUAGAAGGACCAAUGCAUGGUAAGCUGUGCUGGACCGUCGAUGAGAAGGUGCUCCAGCAGUGGGAUCUGGCGGAUGCGACCCUUCCGAAUGAAUGGAAGUACCAUUUGCAGAAACGCAAAUCAACAAGCAAGCAAGAAAAGAAACCGAUCUUGGAAAAAGGAACAAACUUGGAAAAAGAAUCAAACUUGGAAAAAGAAACAAACAUAGUGAAAGAAUCGAACCAAUUGUCUGAUUCUGGGGAUAGUAGCGUAAAGCUGACAAAAGCGUUCUUGCAGACAAACAAACAAACGAUAGAUAAAUGUUUGGUAGAUGUGAUAGAGAAAGAUAAAACUGAUCCUCCAAUGCAGCAGGACAACGUUAAAAGCGCUAAAAGCAGUGAUGCGGUAGCAGCAAUCUCCAAGACUCCAACCGUGACGAAAUCCAAAAAACGUGUGCCUCUACUGAUGUCCGUUCCCCGCGGCCAAAGCAUAAAUCAGACGGCUAAAAACAGCCUUAUCAGCCAGUUCUUGUCGAGGGAAAGUAAUGUUAAGACAAAACCAGUAAUACCGGAUGUUAAACACAUCGAACAUGCAGUUAUUGAAAUAGAUUAA